This is a messenger RNA of Cylas formicarius (sweet potato weevil), 435 nucleotides long. RefSeq lists its product as uncharacterized. Lineage: Eukaryota; Metazoa; Arthropoda; Insecta; Coleoptera; Brentidae. The record is from RefSeq and is a predicted model, not a curated record. Bases 1 to 435 code for a protein of 144 amino acids. The transcript is spliced from 4 exons.
AUGAGUAACCCGCACGCCUCUGCACGUCGCGUACCGCGUAUAUCCGAAAACGGAACACCCAUCGAGGUGUCCGCGUCCUCGCUCGGUGGUUUAUUCGGUGUUUGGUUGUUGAGUUUUCUAUUAAAAAGGGAAUACCGUCCGUGUCUGAGGGAUUCUACCGCCGCCCUGAGGAGUUCCUCACGCGAGAAGGGCUCGAUCUCACCGAACAGGCUGAUAGUAUAUGCCCCCACCCUAGACAAAUCCGAAGAAGAAAUUGAAUCCUUCUAUGAGGACAUCAAACAGCUCCUAAAGUACACGAAGCCGCAUGAUCUGAACAUUAUCCAAGGAGAUUUUAAUGCCAAAGUGGGCAAAGGAGAAGUGAUCAGGGGAGUGGUUGGUCCUUGGGGUCUGGGAGAAAGGAACAUUAGAGGAGACAGACUAAUAAAAUUCUGUUAA